GUGUGUUUUUCAGUAUGCAUGACAAAGAGCAAGAAGCAAUGAAAGAAGGAAAUAGAGUAAUGAUAAGGAGUAUGUUCACACUCCAGUAAAUCGCCAUGAAGUUUAAAGUCCUGUUCUAUUUAUGGUUGUUGGGCCUAAUAAAGCCUGGCUCCUCUGCAGAUGUAUCUGUGUCUCCGGGCUCUUCAGCUGUCCUCAACUGCUCCUUUACACUGCCGCCUCUAGUUGAUGAUUCACUCUUAAACAUCACCUGGUCCUUCAAUGGUUUAGUCCUUGCCUCAAGGAACCACACUCAACCGGGCUUCUUCUUGAACACCACUGCCUCCUUCAUUGGCUCAUUCCCACUGACUGUUUACAAUGCCACUCCAGACCAGCAGGGGGUGUAUGAGUGCAGGGUGAGCUACAAUGAAACCAAUUACUCCACAGAUGUGACUCUGACAAUAUUAGUUCCUCCACUGGUCUCCAUCAUCUUACCUGAAGUAGUUUUGAAAAGAAAAACUAUGGUUGAAUGCUGGGCAAGGAGCUUUAGCCCUCCACAAAUCAUGUUUACCUGGACAAGAGCUGGAAACAAAAUCCAAGUACCCCAAAAGCUCCAAGUGAACCAUACAGAGGAUGGGCUGUAUGAUGCAGUCAGCUGGCUGACAUUCUUCCCUCAAAUCUCUGACCAGAACACAAGCUUUGGCUGUGAGGUGCAACAUACAGCCUUGGUGAAACCCAUCCUAGAAGAGUUCACGCCACACAUCAUAGUUCUCCCAAAUGUCACUCUCUCUGUGGUUCCCUCCACUUCCCACUCCUCUCCACUCACCCUCUCCUGUGACGUCAGUGGAUUCUACCCUGACAACGUAUCCAUUUUAUGGAUCCAGAAUGGAAAGGUUCUUCCCAACCUUCCUCUGUCCAUCCAAAAUGAGGAAGGAAUGUAUAGGAGACAUCAGUAUCACACCCUGAGCGUGGAGGAGAGAAGCAGAGGAGGAGAGGUGCAGUGUGUGGCCCAGCAACCCAAUGUGGAAGAACCUGCCUAUGGAACUAUUGCCCUAUCCAUUGUUGACCCACAUGUGCAAAACCCAGGUCUGAAUAAGUCAGCCAAGGCUUCGGUAGCAAUGAUGAUAAUUUCACUCACACUGGUUUUUUUGCUCUGCUUUGGAUUUUCUUGGAAGAGAAGGGAUGAGAAGCUGAAGUCUCUGAAUGUCUCAGCGAUUGUUCUGCCACCCAGGGUGGUUGUGGGUAAGAAAGGCAGAGUCACCAUCAGUGUGGAAGGCAGAUUGGCAGAGAGGGUACAAACUACAUGGUUUCUGAAUGAUGUUCCCAUCACAGACACAUCAUACAAAGAGAAAAAAUAUGGUCCUUUUUGCUCAGCAGCCUACACUCCUCGCACCUCUCAUGUAUCUGUGGUGUCAGAGAAAAGUUCUCUGCUGCCCUCUACUGCCUCAGGAUAUUACAAGCUACAUACUCAGAUGUCACCUCGCUCGCCCUCCAACUCAAUGAAACAACUGUUCUCCUCCGUCACAUUUAUACCCAACCUGUCCAUUCACAAGGGUGCAAUCUUCAAAUGCCACAUCUCAUAUAAGGGGAAAGACAAGAUUGUGGCUGAGAGAGUGUCCGACAAGUUUACUAUUUUAGCACCACCUGACGUUUCAGAGAUCCAGUUCUCAGAGGCAAAUGAAGAAGGAGGUGUUGUGACAAUGACAACCCAGGCCUCUCACUUUCAUCCGGACAUCAUCACCUUCCGCUGGUUCUGUGAAGGUGGGGAGCUGAGCCCUGUGUCCUUCCCGCAGGCGCUGGCAGCCCCUCGGCCUGAUGCUGAAGGCUUCUUUUCGGCCAUGAGUCAGUGCAGACUGCCCACAGCAGAGCUAGAGAGAGGAGAAACCAGAGUGUGGGUCGCCGUUCACCACACGGCCCUAAAACAGCCCAUCACACGCGAAACUAGAGGGUUCAUAAAAAAGCCCACCGUUUCAGAGAUCAUCUCCUCUGCUCUUUCGUCUGCUGAGGAGGGACCUUUGACCCUUGCCUGCGACAUAACUGGUUUCUACCCUCUUGAAAUCUCUGUCAAAUGGCUCCAUCUAAAAGGAAAUUGGACUGAGGAAGGAGAGGGCAGAGAAAGGGAAAUCAAAGAGGGAGCUGAGUUUUGGGGCCCUCUGCAAACUCUGUCGAGGACAUUUAGAGCUAAAGCAUUACUUAAAGAGCUGGAUGAGACGGCAAGGGGAGGUGAGAUCGUUUGCAGAGUGACACACUGCUCCCUCCUGAAGCCCAUUGAGAGAGUCUGGAGAAAUACUCAUAUCGUUGCUCCCUCCAUCCCUCGUUCUCUGUCGGUUUGCUGGAGAGGAGAUGGUGUGGGAAUAUUCUCCGUUCUUCUCUCUGGAGGAAAACCCACGGCUGAAGUUCUCUGGGCUGCUGGUGGCAUGACCGUCUCCAAGCUUUGGUCAAGAGAGAGCGAGGGAGUAAACAGUGAGGGGAAACCAGAGCUCAAGAGCGUUUGUGUUCUGGUGAGAUCUACAGGACGACAGGAAAGUGACAGUCGCAGAGGAGGACAUGCACGCAGAAUCAGGCCGCCUAGUGUGGACUGUAAUGGCGAAUGUCAAAAGAUGAACGAAUGUGCGAAUGGAAUGAAAACAGUACUAGAGGACAAACAGCUGAAUGAGCAUAUUGAGGAGAAUGAUGAGGAUGUGGAUCCAUUCUAUAUAAACACUGUGAGACUGAGGAAAGAGAAGAAAGAGAGUCUGAGAGUUACUGUGGAAAUUACCCAUCCUGCACUGAGAUUGCCCGCGUAUCUUACCUGGACAGAGCCUGCUGAGGAAGCGUAAUCGUGACUCACAGUUAUUUUGAAAUCUACAUCUUCUUUUGACACCACCCCACCCCCACCUAUGAGCUUGUAAAACUUUAUACUUAAGUUUUGCUUUUGUAUUUUUUUCCUUAAAAAAAAAUUAUGUUUUCUUUUACUACUAAUAUGAUGCAUGAAACACAAUAUUAGGUAUUCACUCUGAAUUAUCUGCCAUCAAUUUUAAUUAAAUAAACUCUUUAAAAUAAA
This is a messenger RNA of Cyprinus carpio (common carp), 3019 nucleotides long. RefSeq lists its product as uncharacterized. The record is from RefSeq and is a predicted model, not a curated record. NCBI's taxonomy places the organism in Eukaryota, Metazoa, Chordata, Actinopteri, Cypriniformes, Cyprinidae.